AUGACAGCCUCUGUUAACUCUACCGUCCUGACCCUUACCAAUGACUACAAACUAAAAGGACCCAAUUACAAUGGCUGGCAUCGGAGUAUUAUGUUACUCUUGACUGUAGAACGUCUAUCUGCAGUUCUUGAUGAAGUGGCCCCUCAAAAACCCGUUGAUGAUGAUUAUGAUCAGCAUGAAGCCUAUGAAUACUUUCAUUCAUGUGAUUCAAAGGCUAUGUUAUACAUCCUUGGAUCGGUUGAUAAAUCGAGCACUGACUCUAUGGAAGGCAUAACCUCUACUAAGGGUAUGAUGGAUAAGCUCAAGGAACUUUUCAGUCAGACUGAUGUGCAUGAGCACCAUGAGCUUGUUGGUCUUAUCCAUAAUACCAAAAUGAAAUAG
Telopea speciosissima is the source of this 381-nucleotide messenger RNA. RefSeq lists its product as uncharacterized. The coding region runs from base 1 to 381 and encodes 126 amino acids. NCBI's taxonomy places the organism in Eukaryota, Viridiplantae, Streptophyta, Magnoliopsida, Proteales, Proteaceae. The transcript has a single exon. The record is from RefSeq and is a predicted model, not a curated record.